UGAUAUAAAAAAACAAUGAUUCGAGGCAUCUCUGAGAUCGCAGCGAUGGGUGUUGGACUGGUUGGGCUGAUCGGUGCCUCUGCUACGACCGGCUUGCCUAUGUGGAAGGUCACCGCUUUCAUUGGAGCAAACAUCAUUGUGAUGGAGACGCGCUGGGAGGGCUUGUGGAUGAACUGCUACAGACAGGCAAACAUCAGGAUGCAGUGUAAGGUGUAUGACUCCUUGUUGUAUCUGCCCCCUGACCUGCAAGCUGCCAGGGGUUUGAUGUGCUGUUCUGUAGCCUUGUCAGGGUUAGGGCUCUUGGUAGCUUUAGCAGGGAUGAAAUGCACUUCCUGCUUUCAAGGUAGCAAAUGGGCUAAAACAAUUAUUCUAAUGGUUGCUGGAGCAAUGCAGUUCAUGGCCUGUAUUUGUGUUUUUAUACCGGUGUCAUGGACUGGUCAUGUCAUUAUUAGUGAUUUUUACAAUCCACUGCUGAUUGAUGCCGAGAGGAGAGAGCUGGGAGAAGCUCUUUAUAUCGGUUGGGUGACUGGAGCCUUACUUUUUGCCUCAGCUUUACUGUUUAUCUGUAGACGGAUACCCUCAGAAAGAGGAUCAUUUGAUGUUCAUCCGCCACUUAAACUGCUGAAUUACAGGACAGAGGCGGAGAGACCUGCAAUGACAAGAUAUCACCCCAUCUCCAGCGUUCCAAGCAUCCAGUCAAAUGCACAACAAAGUUCUUUUCACAGCAACAGCUUGGUUGGGCAACAACAUUUUUUCCCACCACAAAAUGUCAAUCAAGUAAUAAGCAAUGGAGCCCUGAUGAACCCAACUAUUAUCUACAAUCCUGGUCCUCCUGAAAAUGCAUCAAUCCUCUAUCAAAGAAGCAUGGCUCAUCAAUCUUCAGUGUGGAGUUCUAACCACACUGGGAGCAUAUACGCUCCAGGAAACUCUUUAUAUGUGACCCAAAACCCCACUCUGUAUACAACAACUUACACCAGCAAUACACCUUCAUCGUUCCAGUCAAGCUUUCAUCCUGUUGCACAAAGUCCUGUUUUCAUAGCCUAUAAGAAAUCCAUGGUUCACCCAGAGUCUCGUAGCCUCAGCCACAAUGGAGUGUACAUUUGAUGUAAAGUUUAUGUGUAAACUUAUGUAAGCUUAUAUGUAAAAGUUCACAAAAAAGAAAUUGUCCUGAACUGUACACCACUUAAGAUCAACAUAAUUCUGAUAUGGGUUUAUUUCUUCAAUGUAUUAAACCUGCUCUUGGGAACUUAAGUUUAUUGUAUUGUGCUUUUUUACUUUUUCACAUUUUUUGAUUGUUUUGGUUUAUUGUAUAUAGUAAAUUUGUAGUAAGAAUAAAAUGAA
Messenger RNA from Poeciliopsis prolifica (blackstripe livebearer), 1341 nucleotides. RefSeq names its product claudin-8-like. Gene Ontology annotation, cellular component: bicellular tight junction; plasma membrane. Gene Ontology annotation, molecular function: structural molecule activity. Lineage: Eukaryota; Metazoa; Chordata; Actinopteri; Cyprinodontiformes; Poeciliidae. Gene Ontology annotation, biological process: cell adhesion; bicellular tight junction assembly. The transcript has a single exon. The record is from RefSeq and is a predicted model, not a curated record. The coding region runs from base 16 to 1104 and encodes 362 amino acids.